Cuscuta campestris is the source of this 1079-nucleotide messenger RNA. NCBI's taxonomy places the organism in Eukaryota, Viridiplantae, Streptophyta, Magnoliopsida, Solanales, Convolvulaceae. The record is from the annotation of a GenBank genome assembly.
CUAUUGGAAAAUAUUCCUUCUACAUGGUAUCAGAGCCCUAAUCGGCUUCUGUCUUCUCCCUCUCUCUCUCACGAUCGGAAAUCCCUUCCCCCAUCCCUAUUGCCGAUCGGCUUCUUCCCUAGGCAACCAUGGCCGACAAAAAUCCUUCCUCCGGCAAGGCUAUUUCAACCUCCGACACCUCUUCCUCCAACAACUCUCCUCACCUCGCCUUCACAACUAUAUCAAAUAUCAAACUUCACAUCCCCGUACAACUGAGUUUGUCGGAGCCAAAUUACAAAAAGUGGAGUCGCUUGUUUCGUCUCUUGAUUCUCCGCUUCAAUCUCAAAGGCUUCAUCGACGGCACCACCAUCGCCUCUUCUGCAGAUGACGCCGAAUGGUACCAAUUUGAUGCACUCAUUCAAGGGUGGAUCCUCUCCACCAUUACGGAUGAGGUUUCUGAUCUCGUUCUCGCCAACAAUCUCUCCGCUCAUGCACUAUGGAAGGCCAUCUACAAUCUCUUCCACGACAACAAGCACGCCCGGGCGAUGCAACUGGAACAUCGCUUCCGCACCACCGUCAAGGGCAACCGAUCUAUCAACGAAUAUUGUCGUCUUCUCAAGAACCUCUCCGAAUACCUUGAUGAUGUUGACGCUCCGGUGACCGAGCAUGCUCUCGUUCUACAGGUUCUCCAGGGACUUCCACAUGACAUCCGUGGCCAAGUCCAAUUUCUCCAGUACCAGAAUCCUCUCCCCACCUUUCUGGAAGUUCGGUCCGCCCUCCUCCUCGUCGAACAGCAGCAAUCUGACUCUAUCCACGGCGCCGGCGCGCCGCCUACUGCCUUCCUUAGCACCGGCAGUGGCGGCGGCUUUGGGGGUGGCGCACAGCGGCAAGACAAGGCGGACGGACGUGGUGGCUACGGCGGAUACGGCAGGGCUCCUGGCGGCGGCAGUGGUGGCAGCGGCAAUCGCGGCAGGGGCCGAGGGUACCCUUCCCACUUCCCCUCCCCUCACCCUAAAUAAUGUCCUUGUUUCCCCACACAUCAUACAUAACCUCAUCUCUGUCCGUCAAUUUACUCGUGAUAAUAAUUGCACUCUUGAAUU